AUGGCGGACGAAGAAGAGUUUAAGAAAUAUCAGAAGAUCAUGGCAACGAAAAGGACUAGAAAAACAGAAAGAAACAAGGGGAAAGACCGACUGUUACCUGAAAAAUUAACAAUUCAGCGAUUAGCACCGCAAGUUAAAGGAUCUUCCCAGAAGUAUGCACGGAUGGGACCUUUGAAAAGAGUAGAUGUUCUUGAAGACGACAUGUGUGCACCACAAACUAUUGAUGUUGUGAGAAGGGCUUGUAUUGCUGGCUUCAACAUGAAGGGUUUUGAUUGUGAUAUAUUAGAGACUGAGCGAGGACCGUCUAUCGAAACUCUAAACGAGAUCAAGAAUUUUAAUGGCACAAUUUUUGUACGAUUCAUCCACAAACAAUAUAGUGUCGAUGACGUUUUAGGUGGCUCAGACGAAGAAGAUGAGAAAUCAAUGCCACUAAAGUGCAAACUUCCACCAACAAAACGUUGUAAGUCUAGCCAUACCAAACAACAAAGCUCUGAACCAACGAAAUUCAGUGUUGCAAAACCACAGAAAUCCUUUCCUCCUUCUUUGUCAGUGGCAACAAUGUUAAAAAUGGGAAAGUUGAUCCAGCCUGCAAAGCGUGAUACAAUCCAAGUACAAAUUGAAGGAUUUGCGGUCAAGGACGGGUGGACCGUGGCAAAAACCGUGACACUGUCUGUGGAGAGUGAGAGUUUUGCUGAAGGGGGCUUCAGAAAGGCUUACAAGUGUGAAAGUAUUGAUGGAAAAUUGUCAGGCAAAUGGGUAUUGAAGAAGUAUAAAGAAAAUGCCCUGGAAGACAUGAAGUCUGUCAACCUAACAGAAGAAGAGCAUGCAAGAAAGCAGGUCCAGACGCAUACACUGGCCCAAAACAUUGCUAUUCAGAUGCAAAGAAAUGUUCCGGAAACUUUUGGUGAGACAUUUACUUACGACAGUAUGCUCUUUGGGAAAAUAGUGGAAGACAAUGGUGAUGUAUGCUUUGUUACAAUUGAGAGGUAUCUGGAGGGAAGCUUUACCAAGUAUAUUAACAAUAAUGGCAAGAUUUCUUCAAGUAGUGAUGAUGACAUUACCAAGAAAGCAGAAACAUUGAUGCAUUACUCCUAUCAAGUGAGCCAAGGUGAAUGUUUACUUGUUGAUAUCCAAGGAACUGGUUAUCAACUGUAUGAUCCAGAAGUAGCAAGUAAAGCAUUAAUGAGUGAUGUUGGUGGAGCCGACCAGUUGAAUUUCUGCAUAGGUAACCUAUCUACUGAGGCUAUAGAAACAUUUUUUGAAAAACACAAGUGUAGCAUUUAUUGUAUAAUGUUAGGAUUAAAACAGGAUGAUCCUAAAUACCAUGUUUCCUUUGAGAGAUAGUUAUCCAUUGUCUAAUCUUCUGAAGAGAAAGUUGUGUUCUUAACUAGGCAUAUUAAUGCCUUGUUUUAAAAACAAGCAGUUUGUUUUAAAGUAAGUCAUGUUUCAACUCACUUAUGUUUCUGUUAUUUACUUCAUAGCUUUGGGACUAUGAUUAUCUAUAUGAUACAAUGUUUCUAUACAAUGUAUAAUAUUGUAUAUAUACAAUGAGUUUCAUGUAUGGGUUUCAUAUUAUAUCAAUAAAGUAUAAUCUUACUCUUUUUACAGAUAUAAUAAUUAAUUAGAAAGUUUUAUCCAUGUCAGAAAAAAACACAAUGUAAACAACUUCACCAUAACCCAUUAAUGAAAGAACUCUAUUUUAAGCUUGUUUACCUGUUGAUCCCAACAGUACAACAUUAACAAUAAAACACUGUCAAUGGUAAACACAUGAUGUAGCCCAUCAACUCAAUGCAUCAGUCAAGUCUGAACACAAGUUUACAACCAGGAAAACUUGGGGCACAAGAAAAUAUGGCCAUUUAAUUAAAGGAAUGGGGUAUUUGGAGAAAACAAAUUGCUUUUGGCAUUCAUGUGUGUAGAUGCAUGCUAAAAAAUCCCAAACCUACUAUUACAAUCCUCUGAAACCUGAAUCUUUUCUUUUUUAACCUUAUAAACUCUUUGUUUGAACCUUCCUUUCUUUAUCACCAUGGUGACAUUUUCUCAAUAGGCAGUUCCCCUUAUUGCACUGACUGAAAACAACAAUUGUGAUAUUUUGCAAGUAUUAUCUUUGUUACGUCACUACACAUCCAAAAAGCACUCUGGUUGUUGUAUUCAGGAUAUGUAAUAAGGGGACCAGCCAUAAGUCUGGUAGAAAUACAACCUACUGCGGCUUUGGGCUACUGCUUUAUUUCUCUGCGCAAUGUUAAAUAAAAUCUUGCAGCAUCUUUUGAUGGAAUGUUCUCUGGCUCAGGCACAACUGCACAACAUCUUGUUGCAAAUUCAACUGGUAAGUAAUCUUGCUCUACUGCUAAAACCCCUGAAACCCUAGCAACAGCUUGCAGUUCAGCUAGAGACACUUCCCAGCCUCGAUCAACCAUACCAUAUUCCUCAGGAUUGCUAUAGAUAAAAUUGGGAAUACCAUCAGGCAUUAAGGUAUUUUUUUGAAGUCUACUUCUUGAGUUAUUCCACAACUCUAUGAAAAUAUUUACUUCUCUUUGAACAAUUGGAAUGUAUAUGAAGGCCAAGAUAUUUCUAUCAUCCUCAUCUUCAGGGUCGUAGUGACCUCUUUCCCACAAUUCUAGGAGCUGGCGCUUAAAAAACUUUUCCAUCCUCUCGUGUAUUUCUUUCCAGUAUCUCUCAAUUCUGUUGGAGGUAGAACUACCAAAAUGGACGGUGUUUUCAGGGGCCAUAUCUCCAUGUUCUUUGCGCAGAAAUGCAUGUAUAGUAGAUAAGAGUCCUGUUUCGGUCCCUUUGUCGAGUCGCAGCAUGCUUGAAAUUUUUUUGGCUUCAAAAAUAUAGUCAAAGUACCAUCUACCAAUUAGUUCAGGCCUUGAAUUGGAUGUCCAGACCUUUAAAAACAGUACUUUUCUGGAUGCAGUAUCGUAACAGCCGUACAAUGCAAUGGGAAACGUCCAGUUCUGGAAACCCAUAAGUUUGUCAUGCCCGUCCAAACUCCAAACCCAGUUGACACCCUGAGUAACAAAGUUUCCUUUCUUCUGUUUACCUUUCUUGCAUGGCUGCCUUUCCUCCAAACCAUCUGGGUCAUAUUCAUACAUUACAUCAUUUACCAAAUCACGAGGUACUUUGAUAUCAUGAACCAUACGAAGUUUCUUUGCCAUUGCUCGUACUCCAAGAAGUUUUCCUGGUCCUUCGAGUUCAUUUUCAACUGCAUUUUUUACAUCUUGUAAAGGAGUGUCGUAAUUUAUAUAGUUAAUGUUAAAAUGGCGUAGUCGACGAUCAAGAGUUUUUAUACAACCCCAUGCAUACUGUGGGAAUUCUUUUCUCAUAACAAGAAGAAUUUCGCUUCUCUGAUAUGCUUUCUUUACCAAGGAAUCAAGUUGAAAUUUUAAAUCUUCAUCGUUCAUCCAUUCGUUUGUUUGGUACGCCAUUUUGAU
Paramuricea clavata is the source of this 3431-nucleotide messenger RNA. NCBI's taxonomy places the organism in Eukaryota, Metazoa, Cnidaria, Anthozoa, Malacalcyonacea, Plexauridae. The record is from the annotation of a GenBank genome assembly.